AUGGAAGUUAAAGGCCUACUUCUGCAUUGGCCUGUAGGUUAUCUCCACCCAGGACCCACCCAGGACACACCCAGGACAAACCCAGUCUCCACCCAGUCUGCACCCAAGACCCACCCAGUCUCCACCCAGUGUUCACCCAGUCUCCACCCAGGACCCACCCAGUCUCCACCCAGGACCCACCCUGUCUCCACCCAGGACCCAUCCUUUCUCCACCCAGGACCCACCGAGUCGCCACCCAGUCUCCACCCAGUCUCUACCCAGUCUCCACCCAGGACCCACCCAGGACCCACCCAGGAGCCAUCCAGUCUCCACCCAGUCUCUACCCAGUCUCCACCCAGGACCCACCCAGGAGCCAUCCAGUCUCCACACAGUCUCCACCCAGGACCCCCCCAGGACCCAUCCAGUCUCCACCCAGUCUCCACCCAGUCUCCACCCAGGACCCACCCAGCCUCCACCCAGGACCCACCCAGUCUCUACCCAGACUCUACCCAGGACCCACCCAGUCUCCACCCAGUCUCCCUCAGUUUCCACCCAGGACCCACCCAGUCUCCACCCAGUCUCCCUCAGUCUCCACCCAGUCUCCACCCAGGACCCAUUGAGUCUCCACCCAGUCUUCACCCAAGAACCACCCAGUCUCCACCCAGUGUUCACCCAGUCUCCACCCAGGACCCACCCAGUCUCCACCCAGGACCCACCCAGUACCACGCAGGACCUACCCAGCCUCCACCCAGGACCCACCCAGUCUCCACCCAGUCUCCACCCAGGACCCACCGAGUCUCCACCCAGUCUUCACCCAGUUUCCUCCCAGGACCCACCCAGUCUCCAACCAGGACCCACCCAGUCCCACCCAGUACCUACCCAGCCUCCACCCAGGACCCACCCAGUCUCCACCCAGUCUCCCUCAGUCUCCACCCAGGACCCACCCAGUCUCCACCCAGGACCCACCCAGUCUCCACCCAGUCUCCACCCAGGACCCACCCAGGACCCACCCAGGACCCACCCAGUCGCUACACAGUCUCUACACAGUCUCUACCCAGGACCCACCCAGUCUCCACCCAGUCUCCACCCAGGACCCACCCAGGACCCACCCAGGACCCACCCAGGACCCACCUAGUCUCCACCCAGUCUCCACCCAGUCUCCACCCAGGACACACCCAGGACCCACCCAGGAUCCACCCAGUCUCCACCCAGGACCCACCCACCACCUGUUAUCCGCUGAGAAACACUUGGUAA
This is a messenger RNA of Oncorhynchus nerka (sockeye salmon), 1233 nucleotides long. RefSeq lists its product as uncharacterized. The record is from RefSeq and is a predicted model, not a curated record. The coding region runs from base 1 to 1233 and encodes 410 amino acids. NCBI's taxonomy places the organism in Eukaryota, Metazoa, Chordata, Actinopteri, Salmoniformes, Salmonidae. The transcript has a single exon.